GACGCUACCUUUUUCUAUUGUUGUUCCAGCACGCAGCGAGAGCGGACGCACGCCCGAACGCGUCCCUGGCUUGGUGGUGGUGAACGAGCCCGUCGAAAAGCAUUUCUCUGCCUAGCCAUUAAUCGCUCCUCGAAAUAGAAUUAACUAAUUCUGUACUGUAUAGUGUGUGCGGCUUUUGUGAAAAGUGUGUGCUUCGUGUGGCUUUCGUGCAGAAAUCCUUCCACGCACACACACAAUCGAUGAACAAGCAAGCAGCAGCGGUUCCGUUCGCUUGUAUCCCGUUUUUUUCGCGCUGUGAGCCGAAAUCUCAAUCCGGUUUUCGAGCCCAGAAGCUACGCAAAAGCUCCGGCAAAUAGAACGAAAAAAAAAAAUAACUCACCUUUACCACCGGCAGCCGAUUUCAUUGAUAAAGUUUUGAAAGUGUGUUUGCUUGCGCCCGGUACGCGCUGUGACGAAAUGUUUUGAUGCGGCGGCGUUAAAGGGAGAAGAAAAGCAGCGUCUCCUCAUGCGCUCUAAGGAGAUUGGUUGAGAAACGUAGCGGGGCCAGUUGUGUUUGUGAACUAGGAGAACAGCAAGGUGUGGUGCCGCAACGCUGUUUUUUUUUCGUUGUUAGAAGAAUUAGAAGAGAAUUUUUGAAUAAUUGAAAAAAAGAAAUAAAAUUCAAAAAAGUAUGUAAUGUUUGCACAAGAAACGUAAAAGGAAAACGGGCACACAAAAAAGUGAUGUCGUUUAGUUGGCUGGUGUGAGGAAGAAAUGGUGCAGCUCGGCUGGUUGGGUUGAGCCAACAAGUGUGUUUAUCAGAAAAGAAGAAAUAAAAAUUCCAACUCGAUUGUGCGGUUGUGCAGAUUAGCGCGGUUUCUUUGUGUGUGUGUAAUAUUUGUGUGUGUGCUUUGUGUGUAUGUGUGUGUGCGCCCUUGGUUGUGCCCUAUUUCGCCUGUAUUUAUGCGCCCAUCGUGAGUGUCGAUUGCAAUUAGUGCAGCGCAGCAUGAAGCCCUUCGGCGGUGCAGCUACGAUGCAGCAUCACGCCGGAAGUGGCUGCAACAAUAGUGCAUCAUCAUCAUCACCAGCAUCAUCGCUUAGCAACGACGACAGCUGCAGCAGAUGCGUCCGUCAGCGGCCGCCACCCAGUAGCAGCAGCAGCAGCAGCAUGGCACGCCGGAAUCUAAUCGUAUGCAUGGCGACACUGUUUUCGCUAAUGUUUACAAAAUGUUACGCCAGUCAAGCGCUCGAGUUUACGGUGGAACCAUCGGACGUGACCAUCCCGGAAGGCAACUCGGUGAUGCUGCAGUGUGCCGGCCGGGCCGACCGGAAAGUGCUGCAGGACGGCAAGGUAGCGCCGAACAUUCGGUGGCGUGGCCCCGACGGCCAGGACAUCGGCAUCGUGGGCGACACGUUCCGGUCGCAGCUGACCAACGGCUCGCUGUACAUCAGCUCGGUCGAGAGUAACCGCGGACUGACCGGCUUCUAUCACUGUCUGCUCAGCGUGGACGGUAUCGGCACGAUCGUGAGCCGGUCGGCACGUGUGGCAAUUGCAGACCUGCCGGACAUUAAUCAGGAAUCGCACGAAAUCUACCUGUACGCUGGCCAGACGGCCUACUUCAAGUGUAUGUCCAGCCUGCUGCCUUACAGCAUCGAAUCGCGCUACCACACGGAGUGGCUAAAGGACGAUCUACCGCUCCGGAUGGACCUGACGCGCAUGCUCCUGCUGCCCUCCGGUGCGCUCGAGAUUGAUGAAGUUGUCCCAGCGGACCGUGGCACCUACCAGUGCAACGUAACGGCCGGCACCUUCUCACGCCUGAGCAGUAAAUCGAACCUCAACAUCAAAUCGACCGCGGGCCAGCCGCAAAGCUUUGCCCCACCGGCGUUCGUGAUCGUCCCGCAGCCCCAAACAGUGCGCGAGGGCGACACCGUCAUACUGGACUGUGCGGCCAACGGCAACCCAAAGCCAACGAUCCGCUGGCUCCGCAACGGGGAAGACAUCGACAUGAACGAUCUCGACUCGCGGUUCCGCAUCAUGGGCACGGGCUCGCUGCAGAUCAACUCGAUCCAGGACACGGACGCCGGCGACUACCAGUGCCGGGCGAGCAAUACGGAGGAUUCGCUCGAUGCGUCUGCGACGGUGCAGGUCCAGGUGCCGCCCAAGUUCAUCCUCAGCCCGGACGAUAAGGUGGCGUACGAAAAGGAGGAGCUCGAGCUGACCUGCUCCAUCCACGGCAAGCCGACGCCCAUCAUACAGUGGCUGAAGAAUGGGGACCUGAUCACGCCGAGCGAGUACAUGCAGAUUGUUGGAGGCCACAACCUAAAAAUCUUUGGACUUAUCGGUUCGGACGCGGGAAUGUUUCAAUGCAUCGGGACGAAUCCGGCUGGAAGUGUGCAGGCGGCAGCUCGGCUGGAAAUAAUCGAGCCAGGUCUGCCGAAACGGCACAAGGGCAAAAAGUUUCAGCAGACGCAAUCGAAAACGAAAUCGUACGAAAAGUCGCCGCUGCUGCUGCAGUCCGAUCCGAAGCUGUCGAAAUCGGUACUGGACAGCCUGGUGUCGCGCACCAAGGCACGCCCAAAGUACACGAACGAUGACUAUGCCGAUCACGACCGCAUGCUUGACAGUGACCAUGACGGGGACGACGACGACGAUGAAGACGAUGAGGACGAGGACGAAGAUGAUGACGAUGAGGAGGAGGGUAAAAUCUACCCGCUGCGACCGAACGAGGACCCGAACAAGCUGUACCAAACGCUGACCGGGUCCCGGUCCCGGGAGGACGGCGGCGAGUUGGUUGGCCAUUUCUCUAAUCCCAAGUCUCCCCUUAACGCUGUCACGCGGAAAUACUCGAAAUCAUCGUACGCAGACGGGAGUGGGAAGUUUGCGGCACCGCUGCCGGGGCCGCCGCGCACCCUCCAGGCCCAGAUCGUGCAGUCGCGCUUCAUUACGCUGAGCUGGCUGGAGCCGGCCAAAAACCCGGACGAGGUUAUCUCCUACUCCGUUUACUACCGCAUGCACACGAGCGAUAGGGAGCGCAAAAUGACGACGAAAUCGCGCGACGAGCAGGAAAUCAACAUCCAAUCGCUGCAGCCGGGCAAAAACUAUCACUUCCGCGUGGUGGGCAACAGCAACCACGGGCCGGGCGAGUCGUCGGAAACGCUGGAGGUGCGCACACUGUCCGAGGAGAAUAUUGCCGGGGCGCCGCAGAAUCUGCGCGGGUACGCCAUCACCGAGAAGGACAUCCACCUGCAGUGGGAUCCGCCGGCGAUAACGAACGGCAUGAUAGCGAAGUACCGGGUGUACUACGCCGAAACGGACAACGGUAUGACGGAGAUGUACGCGGACACGACCACCACGGAGGCGAUCCUUAACGAGCUGCGCCCGUACACGAAGUACACGAUGUACGUGGUGCCGUUCAAUCAGGCCGGGAUGGGCGAUCCCUCGCACGAGAUUGACGUGAAGACGUACUCGUCGACACCGUCGGAACCGCCGGCGAAUGUGACGCUCGAAACGACCAGCUCGACGUCGGUCGCGAUACGCUGGGAGCCGCCGGCGUUGGAGGAUCGCAAUGGGCAGAUCACGGGGUACAAGAUCAAGUACCGGAAGAACAAGAAGCCGCUGCAGGUGGAGACGACGCCGGCCAACGUGCGGUACUACAUACUGAAGGAGCUGGACAAGAUGUCCGCCUAUCAGGUGAAGAUAGCGGCGAUGACCAUCAACGGCACCGGGCCGUUCACCGAGUGGCACCACAUCGAGACUUACGAGAACGAUCUGGACGAAUCGCAAGUGCCGGGACAGCCGGCGUGGCUGAAAACUCGCCCUGGAGCGGACAAUAUUACGGUCACGUGGGGCCCGCCGGUCCACCAAGAGAUUAAGGUGCGCAGCUACAUCCUGGGCUGGGGCAAAGGCAUCCCGGACGAGGACACCGCGGAGAUUGAGGAGCGUAUGCGCUACUUCGAAAUACCCAACCUGGAACCGAACAGCGAGUACGUGAUUUCGUUGCGCGCUCGCAACGCAAUGGGCGACGGGGCGCCCAAGUACGACACGGUGCGCACCCGGGAAGACGCUCCGAUCGAAGCGCCAACGCCGCUGGAAGUGCCGGUCGGGCUGCGUGCCAUCCCCAUGUCCGGCACGUCCAUCGUCGUGUACUGGACGGACACAACGCUCAGCAAAAGCCAGCACGUGUCGGACAAUCGGCACUACGUGGUGCGGUACAGCCCGAACGGGUCGAAUCGCUACCGCUACCACAACACGAGCGUGCUGAGCUCCAUGAUCGGCGAUCUGCGCCCCAACACACAGUACGAGUUUGCCGUGAAGGUGGUGAAGGGGCACCGCCAAUCGGCCUGGUCCAUGUCGGUGCUGAACUCAACCCAGCCCGCAUCGCCCGUCUCGCCGCCGCGCGAUCUGCAGGUGACGUUCGAUCCGCGCAACCCUCUCACGGCCCUGCUAAGCUGGCUUUCCCCGCGCCACGUCAGUGGACCGAUCGCGGGCUACCAGGUCCUGUACACCACGGACAACACCAAGCGGGAUCGCGAUUGGAACAUCGAAUCCACCACCGGCGAGCACACGUCGGCCGAAAUUCUCCACCUCGAACCGCACACGACGUACUACUUCAAGGUGCAGACGCGCCACUCCAAAGGGUUGGGCCCGUUCUCCGCCAUGGUGUCGCUGAAGACGGGCGCCGAGCUCGACUCGAGCGGCAACCUGACGCUGGACAGGUCGUUCUCGAUGGAGCUGAUCUACGUGACCACCGGCUUCGCGAUACUGGGCUGCCUGGUGAUCAUCGGAAUUUCGGUAAUGAAGUGCCGCAGCAAGGGUCCGGAGGGUACGCCCGAGCAUGCGAAGAAAAGCUAUCAGAAGAAUAAUGCGGGCAUCAUUAAACCACCCGACCUCUGGAUUCAUCACGAUCAGAUGGAGCUGAAGAACAUGGACAAGGGCGGCAACCACGGGACGACGCCCGGCUCGGUCGAUGGCGGUGCGUCGAGCAGCGGUACGAUGACGCUGCCCCGGUCCGUCGGCGGUGGGCACGAUUACGAUAGCGAAACGCCGAUCACGCACGUCACCAACUCGCUGGACAAGCGAAGCUACGUGCCUGGGUAUAAUGGAAACACGACAUCACUCAGCUCGACGAUGGAGCGACCGCAGUACCCGCGCACACAGUACAGCAUGGCCGCCCGGCCCCAUAUAGCGAUGGAGCAGCAGACACUGUCACAGCAAAACCUUCUCCAGCAGCCGCCACAGCUGCCGCCCGCAAAUCCGCUCGCUCAAACGCCCGAAAAUCCCUACACUUACGACAGUAGUUAUAGCCCGAACGUUACCUACGCCCAAGGUAUAGCGGUGGAUGCUCCGAAACGGGGCCAGGGACACCCGCUGAAAAGCUUCAGCGUACCAGCACCGCCCGCAUCCACACCGAUCAUCAGCGGCCAGGGCAAGCAUGGUACACCAACGCCUGCCGUCACGAUACGCCCGCAGAACUCAUCGCCCUACAAGAAGCCCUCGCUCUCGUCCGGUUCGCUGACCAACCGGCUGCAGAGCGGCCCGGUAGUGGCACACUCGAACGACGAAAUCCAGCGGCUGGCACCGUCCACCUCGACCGAGGAGCUCAACCAGGAGAUGGCCAACCUCGAGGGCCUGAUGAAGGAUCUGAGCGCAAUCACGGCGAACGAGUUUGAGUGCUAGAUUGCUUCUCCUUCUGUUUUGUAUGCUUCUUGGUCCUGCCAGGGAAAAAUGGCGGUGCAAAACGCGUGAUCAAAACUGUUUAGUCAUUAUUACUUUUAAUUUUGGUGUGAAUGUGUGGCGUGCGUUAGAGUGAGUGAGUGAAAGAGUGUGUGAACACGAGCGAAUGAACGUGGAUCGUACGGAAAACGGAAGGUGCGAGAUCAUGCAUGCACGAUCGACUGAGCGUGUUGCGUCUGGCACGUGCAAGGUAGGCAUUAUGAUUAGUAUUACAAUUACUUUAACGCAACAACUCCGGUAAAGGAUAAUUGAUAAUCGAGAUGAUAAUGCGGUACGCUGGAGUGACAAUGUCACCGAGUGGUCCCCAAGUGUAUAACUGCAUUCGUAUAACUCACAUUAAUUUAUUAAACCUACUCAUUAAGGACGACUAACCCGCUCUCCUAAUUGUAUCGCGAAACGACCUAAACAAAAUCACAUCUAAAACUACCACUCCGAAUGGGGGUGAAACGUCUCACCUGCGGCCGGUUGAGCGAAUUAGGGAAAAUAUAUUUCGCAUUUAAGCGACCACGGAACGGACGAAACUUUUAUAGCAACCAGUAGUUGCUCGGUCGGUAGGCUAGGACUAACGUAUGAAUUAUUCUGACCAAGGGAAGGGUCGAUGGAAAGCCCGUUUCUGUCUGCUGUCGUGUGUAAUCACUUUCCAUUUCGGAAACGGCUCUCUUAUUAGAUUAGCGACUGGCAGACAUACUUCAGAUUGUAAAUAUGAACCCCCGAAACUGAAGAGACCGAA
Anopheles coluzzii is the source of this 6443-nucleotide messenger RNA. RefSeq names its product neogenin (gene fra). Gene Ontology annotation, molecular function: protein binding. Lineage: Eukaryota; Metazoa; Arthropoda; Insecta; Diptera; Culicidae. Gene Ontology annotation, cellular component: membrane. Gene Ontology annotation, biological process: cell-cell adhesion. The record is from RefSeq and is a predicted model, not a curated record. The coding region runs from base 899 to 5656 and encodes 1585 amino acids. The transcript has 10 exons.